AUGUUUCCCCCCACAGACCCCAUCAGUGCAGAUACUCACAUUACUGUAGAAGCUCAUGUGGGUUCCACAGCUCUCCUGCCAUGUCGCCUGAGUAAAGUCUUCACCCAAACAUCAGUUAUUCAGUGGCGUGCUGAAAAUAAGGUUGUGUUUGAGAGAAGCUUUAAUGGUGCAAAUGUGAGUGAAGGAUAUGAAGGACGUGUGGACGUUCCUGAAAACGAGCUGCGUAAAGGAAACUGUUCUCUGGUGUUGAAGGACGUCAGAAUCACUGAUCACGCUUUCUACAAAUCCUUUGUGGUGGAACUUGUGGAGGCUACAAACACUGGCAAAGCAACAAAAAUCAACACAGUUCAACUCGAUGUUUUUCAGAGAGUAUCAGCUCAGGUGGGAUCCACAGCAGUGCUGCCAUGUGACUGCAGAAAUAUCUCCAUCCAAACACCUAAUGUUGCGUGGCGUAUUGGUAAUAUGACUGUGUUUAAGCGAGUGGGUAAUGACACAUCUUAUGGUGAAGGAUAUGAGGGACACGUGGAUGUUUCUGAGGAGGAGCUGCUUAAAGGAAACUGUUCCCUGGUGUUGAAGAACGUCAGUGUUACUGAUGAAGCUCUAUACAGCAGCUACAUUUUAACAAAUGACAAAAAGAACCCUAACUUUGUCCUGAGGGUGAAACUCUCAGUCAGUGAAUUAUCUGAAGAGAUGAAAGAUGAUCCAUCAGCUCCCUCAGGUGAAGCUGAUGGAAUGAACCCGCUGAUCAUCAUCACUGUUUGCAUCAUCUGUUUAGUUCUUUUCAUAUUUAUUGCAAUUUUCAUAUGGAGGAAAUAUCAGUGUAAUUUCACAAACUGCAGAGACUCCAGUGAUCUCAGGAGCUCCAUCUCACAGAAUAAUAGAAAUGAGGAAGAUCUCAGUAUGUCUCCUUUAAAUCAACAAGCAAACAGAGAGAUGCAGCAGAACAUUUCUGAUUGAUGCUCAUAUGAAGCUGUGAUGCUGAAACACCACAAUAUCUGCACUUGAGAAAGUCUCCGUAUUUACCAAGAGAAGUUCAUAACUUGCAGCUACUAGCAGGUGCUUUAUUUUAUAUAUACAUUUACCGCAUUUAGCAGAUGCCUGUAUCCAGAGCCGUAUCCUGUCCCAUUGCCCCUCGUCACACUUUUAUAAUACAUUACAUUCUUGCUGAUAUCAUUAAUUAAUUUAUAUUUUUUUCCUUUUUUUGUGCAUAAUGAAGGCUACAUAAACACACCCAUACAUUACAGCAGUGAAGGGAAUUUUCAUCUCGUGGUUCUACAUAAAAACUAAAUACAGCGAGGAAACUGAUGGAAUCUAUUAGUUAAAUAAAACUACAU
Molecule: messenger RNA, 1334 nt
Organism: Silurus meridionalis
Lineage: Eukaryota; Metazoa; Chordata; Actinopteri; Siluriformes; Siluridae
Exons: 4
Coding region: 1-957 (318 amino acids)
Biological process (GO): positive regulation of T cell proliferation; cellular response to lipopolysaccharide; cell surface receptor signaling pathway
Cellular component (GO): external side of plasma membrane
Source: RefSeq, a predicted model, not a curated record